Messenger RNA from Catharus ustulatus (Swainson's thrush), 999 nucleotides. Its product is annotated as interleukin-36 receptor antagonist protein-like. Bases 64 to 561 code for a protein of 165 amino acids. Gene Ontology annotation, molecular function: interleukin-1 receptor binding; cytokine activity. The record is from RefSeq and is a predicted model, not a curated record. NCBI's taxonomy places the organism in Eukaryota, Metazoa, Chordata, Aves, Passeriformes, Turdidae. Gene Ontology annotation, biological process: cytokine-mediated signaling pathway; cellular response to lipopolysaccharide; positive regulation of gene expression. The transcript is spliced from 5 exons.
AGAACCGGGGGUCCCAGCUGAGCCGGGGGUCCCAGCGGAGCCGGAGCCGGAGCCGGGGGUCCCAUGGAGGCCGAAGGCUUCGCCCUCUGCCCCGCGCCCGCCCUGCAGACCAAGGUGUUCCAGUACCGGCUCUGGGACGUGAACCAGAGGUCGCUGUACCUGCGCGAUGGGCACCUGGUGGCCGGGCACCUGCAGGGCGCCAACGCCGCGCUGGAAGAGAAGGUGUUCUGGGUGCCCAACCGCGCCUUCGAGCCCGCCCGGCUGCCGGUGAUCCUGGGCAUCCAACACGGCUCCCGCUGCCUGAGCGCACAGAGCGGCCCCGGCGGACAGCCACGGCUCAGCCUGCAGGACGUGGACAUCCGGGAGCUGCCCCGCGCCGGGGACAGCGCGGCCGCCUUCACCUUCUUCCGCUCCUACCGGGACGGGCUGUGGCGCUUCGAGUCGGCCGCGCACCCCGGCUGGUUCCUGUGCACGUCCCCGCGGGGCCACCAGCCCCUGGCGCUCUGUCGCCACCGCGAUGUCACCUCCAACCUGCUCGACUUCUACUUCCAGCUCUGCUGAGCCCCCUCCACCCCCCUGCGCGGGGACAGCCCAGCCCCAGGGAUGGUGACAUCCCCCUGGGGAGGGUGACAUCCCCCUCGGGAAGGUGACAUCCCCCUGGGGAGGGUGACAUCCCCCUGGGGAGGGUGACAUCUUCCUGGAAAAGGUGACAUCUUCCUGGAAAAGGUGACAUCCUCACCCCAGGGAUGGUGACAUCCGCACCAGGAUGGUGACAUCCCCCUAGAGGGGGUGACAUCCCCCUGAGGAGGGUGACAUCUUCCUGGGGAGGGUGACAUCCUCACCCAGGGAGGGUGACAUGUCCUUGCUCCUCGGUGGCAUCUUCCCCAGGAUGGUGACAUCCCUUCAGGACUGUGACAUCCCCUUGGGGACAAUGCCACCUCCCUGGGGACAAUGCCAUCCCGACCGCGCACCGGUGCGAGAAUAAAGAUGCUGAGGCCA